Messenger RNA from Vitrella brassicaformis, 411 nucleotides. The record is from the annotation of a GenBank genome assembly. NCBI's taxonomy places the organism in Eukaryota, Vitrellaceae.
GAGCUUAUGAACGAGCCGUGGACAGGCCCCACACUACUGAGCCGUGCAGGUCAGUGAGGCAUCCCCUGCCACCUCGACAUCAGCAAAGGAUGAGUGGACAGCCCCAGCCGCAGCCACAGCCCAUCGAUGUUGACCAAGAGCCUGCGGCGGACAGCAAGAAGGAGGUCGACCCGAGCCCUGACAGCUCAUGUCAAGAGCGACAGCAGAUGCAGCAGGACGAUGAGGCCACAGACGGUGGUCGGGAGAGCGAGUCGGCUGCCAAGGCAUCAGCAGCAUCCGCCCUAGUCAAGGAGAAGCAAGCCAAGAAAGACGCCCCCAAACUACCACCGGAGCUCUCCAGCGGCCGCGUCGCCAGGGGACGAACCAGCAGACGGUCUCCAUGACGACAGACACACCGGCAUCCGCAUGCUC